Messenger RNA from Salvelinus namaycush (lake trout), 1339 nucleotides. RefSeq names its product zinc finger protein 862-like. Lineage: Eukaryota; Metazoa; Chordata; Actinopteri; Salmoniformes; Salmonidae. The transcript is spliced from 3 exons. Bases 57 to 737 code for a protein of 226 amino acids. The record is from RefSeq and is a predicted model, not a curated record.
AAAAGGGAAUCGCUGUGGGCUCAACAUAUAGAAAUGAGAAGCAGGCCAAAGAGUUUAUGCACCAUAUUGCAGAGGUGGAGAGAAACAACAUCAGAGAGAAUCUGAAAAGCACCAAAUUUCUCUCCAUCAUGUCAGAUGGCUCCACAGACAGUUCUGUGAAAGAGGAGGAGUUAGUUUAUGUCAGAUUCUGUCACAAGGGCAAGAUCGAGUCGAAGUUUGUUGGCAUCAAGUCAGUGGAGAAGGCAGACACGGCACACAUAAGCAACGCCAUCAGUGCCAUCAUAGUGUGUGAUGAGUGGGGGAGCAAGUUGGUCGCUCUGGGAACAGAUGGAGCUGCUGUGAUGACUGGAGCCAAGAAUGGUGUGGUCAGCCGGCUGAAGGGUACCAGGGCCUACAUCAUCGGCAUCCACUGUAUGGCACACCGCCUUGAACUGACCUUUUCUGAUGCCAUCCAGUCCAACGUGAUGUUUCAGAAAGUUGAAGACCUCCUCAGUGGGCUGUACACCUUCUACCACACCAGUCCACUGAGCAGGGUAAACAGCUUCCAAGCUCUUGGGCACACGCCACUGUUGCCCACCAGAAUUGGCGGGCUCCGAUGGGUAGGACACCUACUGGACCACUUCCUGCGAGGUUACCAGGGGCUUGUCCAGCACCUGGAACAGAUUCAAUCUGCUGAUGCCCACCAUCACCAUAGCAGAAGCCCACAGCUCCUUGUGCUUAUCACAGGCAGUACUUAAUUAGUACAAAACCGGAUUUUGGUGACACUGAACUGGAAACCCUGGUGGACCACUUCAAGCAUGUCUUGGAAACCUCUGGCAUCCAUGUUGAAAGGAUCCCUGACCAGUGGACUGUCCUGAAGGUGCUGACGUACCAAGAGCCCCAGUCCCUGCAGAAGAUGUUCUGGUUCUGUGUCAACAGGAGCCAUUAGCAUUUCUGCCCUGAUUUGCUGGCAUUGGUUGACCUGGUCCUGUCCUUCCCUGCCUCCACAGCUGAAUGUGAAAGAGGUUUUAAUACCAUGAAACAGGUGAAAACCGAUUGUUGGUCUGACCUAAAGUCUGAUACACUGGCAUAUCUCCUUUAUGGUCCAGCUGUUCUCUCCAGAGAUCAGGGGAAUGAUACGAUAAAAGCUGUGAUGCUGUGGCACCAGGACUCUGUCAGGAGCAGGAGGCCAGACUUCAUGGACCGUGGAAAGAGGGUGAUUGUGGUAGAGAGUGAGGAGUCUGAUGUGGAGGUUUAAGUUGAUUAAAAUGUACAUUUAAUAGCAAAAACUUCAGUAGAAUUUAGAGUUCAAGACUUCUUCAGUUGUGUUCAGGCUGGGAAAAUAAAUGAAUAGAUGAAA